Messenger RNA from Podospora pseudocomata, 930 nucleotides. RefSeq lists its product as uncharacterized. NCBI's taxonomy places the organism in Eukaryota, Fungi, Ascomycota, Sordariomycetes, Sordariales, Podosporaceae. The coding region runs from base 1 to 930 and encodes 309 amino acids. The record is from RefSeq and is a predicted model, not a curated record. The transcript is spliced from 2 exons.
AUGCGUUUCGAGGUACAGAGUGGGAACUCCAAGAUCAAGAAGAGUGGGGGUGUGCGGAUAAUCGGCGGAGCAGACGGGAUCAAGAUGAUUCCUUUCGUCAAUAUCGAACAUGUCAUCAUCCUCCCAGAGCCCAAAGCCAAGAGACAAAAGAACCACCGCGUGCUUAUCGUGCCCAAUGCCGCCACUGGCCUCUCCCCCAUUAAACGGAAGUACCUCAAGAUCAUCUCAUUCAGCCUGCCGAACAAGAACGCAGACAAGGACCUCAUUGGAACAAUUGGUGAGGCAGUUGAUGCCAGCAAAGACACAUAUCUCUCGGUCUUCAGGAAGGUCUUCAGGAAGGUCUUCAACCAGAAACUGAAGCCAUUUGGCAAGUCUGUCAUUGAUGCUACGGACUUCCAAAAAGCUGGGAUUUGGGAAGGGAAGACGACAGUAAGGUUCCGGCUCAACUAUCAGCCUCACCAAAGGACCAUCAGAGGUAUACCAACCAUUCCCACCAUUGGCCGGGACUUAUCGGGCCACAUCAGAGCUAGGAGCGCGUUUUCAGGCCACAGCUACUUCCUUCGCGAGGGGCUAGUGUUUUUACACGAUUCCAAUGGGCGGCAUGGUGUAGAAGAUCUCCAUCUGUUUAUUCCCUUCAAUUCGCUCAGCAAGUCGCUUCUUCUACUUGCCUACGAGAAUGGGGAACCCGUUGGUGUUAGGUACCUGAUCGAGGAUCUUUCUGAACCGUACUUUGCAGCCACCGCCGAUGCGAAGAAGGACGAGCAGAAUUCUCUGAUGAUAGGCUUUGACGGGCUGCCUGUGGAGCUGUUGGAUGAGUUGAAGAAGUGGUCAGAGGGAAGUAGGAUCAAGACGACGAGGAUGAACCUGGGCAGUCUUUCUACAACUAUGCCGGAAACACACCAGCAUCAGGCUUCACGCCGCCGGGUAUGA